This is a messenger RNA of Mycetomoellerius zeteki, 1170 nucleotides long. Its product is annotated as alpha-crystallin A chain. Gene Ontology annotation, cellular component: nucleus; cytoplasm. The transcript has 4 exons. The record is from RefSeq and is a predicted model, not a curated record. Lineage: Eukaryota; Metazoa; Arthropoda; Insecta; Hymenoptera; Formicidae. The coding region runs from base 189 to 878 and encodes 229 amino acids. Gene Ontology annotation, biological process: protein refolding; response to heat.
GCCGCCGGCGAGCCGCGCUCAUUCCUCAGACAGGAGCGAGACACGGGACGUGACACGUGCUGGGUUAAAGAGUAUUCGGUACCGGUUGCCUGUAUUCGCGAUCGAGAAUCGUAUUUGACGCGGCGCGAAUCCUCGUCGAGUGAUUACAGUGACAAGAGACACGAAAGUGCUGCCUGGGCAAAAAAAACAUGGCCGACAGUGGUAUCAAGCGCAACAUUCCCAUCAAACUCGGUGACUUCAGCGUGAUCGACACCGAAUUCUCCAACAUACGCGAGCGCUUCGACGCCGAGAUGAGGAAGAUGGAGGACGAGAUGUCGCGGUUCCGCAGCGAGCUGAUGAACCGCGAGAGCAACAACUUCUUCAAGAGCACCACCAGUCGACACCACACGAGCACCAGCGAGCACCACACGUCGACGACCUCGAAGAAGGAAGGUUGGGACAAGGUCGAUCCUGCUGCACCGUCGAAGCGGUCCGCGUUCGACAGUUUCAAAAGCACCACCACGCAACAGUCCACUCAGAACAGCAGUUCUCUAAGUCCUCAGCACGAUCAUGCCUGGCUGGACGGACUCAAUAGUCCUCUCAUCCAGGACGAGGGUGACAAUAAGAUGUUGAAACUGCGCUUCGAUGUUUCGCAAUACACGCCCGAAGAAAUUGUCGUCAAGACUGUGGACAACAAACUAUUGGUCCAUGCUAAACACGAGGAGAAGACGGAGAGCAAAUCGGUAUACAGAGAAUACAAUCGAGAAUUCUUGUUGCCGAAGGGAACCAAUCCUGAGAGCAUCAAGUCUUCCCUGAGUAAGGACGGUGUCCUUACCGUGGAGGCGCCAUUACCGGCGAUUGGAUCGGGCGAGAAGUUAAUCCCGAUCGCACACCAGUAAACCCCAGUGACGAAUUGCGGAAAGUCGAUUUCUAAUUUUCUGCCUCGAAUUCCUCCCAUUAUUUCCAACCACCAUCCGACUUACCCAAAUUGGAUCUUUCCUUCGUAAGUCCUUGUAUCCUUCUUCUACUAUUACCUUUAUUAUAGUAACUUAAAGAAGUUGAUCUAUAUUCGAGCGAGAGAAAGUUUGACCAAUUUUAAACUACACUGAGAGAAAAGUGUUUGAUAUUCGUGAAUAUAUAAUUGCAUGGUAAAAUAAUUACGGCUAGAAGCUCCUUUUUUGUGGUUAUUAU